This is a messenger RNA of Xyrichtys novacula (pearly razorfish), 4368 nucleotides long. NCBI's taxonomy places the organism in Eukaryota, Metazoa, Chordata, Actinopteri, Labriformes, Labridae. The record is from the annotation of a GenBank genome assembly.
GAAAUUCACUUUCUGGUCAGGAAAAACACAAUUUGUACAGUGUUAGAUGUUUCAGCAGCUUUUAUCUAUCUUAAGAGGAGGAGAGAGAGCGCUUUUGAGUGUGUUUUUACGGUAGGGGGCGCUGUUCACCACGUUAUAAUCUGGAAACGUAUUAGCAUCAGAAAAAAAAAGAACAGAGAGAAAAAUCUCACAGUUGAAUUAAAUAGAGGCAACAUUUUACAUUUUUUUCCGCUGAUUUUUUCUGAACAUGAAUUAAAAUCAAACUUUGGACAGUUAUGGUUUCUAUGCUGCCAGCUGUGGUGGAGUUCAGGUCUGUAUAGUCAUCUCUUCAGUGUUGAUGAAAUUUGCAUUAACACACACACUCACACACACACAUACAUGGUCAGUGUGAGGGACUUCACCCGUAGGCGACAUCAGAUGAACGAGUACUUUACCUAUCUGUUCUAUCUCUUUCACGUUAAGUUCACUGUCCGCCGACACCUUUGAAUGACAAUGGGGAGACAGUGGGAGUCCGACUGGCGGCCUUUCAGUGGCCUGAAUAAAGUGCGAUCUCCAGGCACUGUUAAGAAAACAUUGCAUAAAAGCAUUAAGGCCGGGGACGGUCUGGCUGCAGGAUUAAGCUCGGGGCUGCUAUUGUGCUUUAACAUCUUGGUGCCAGAGUGGAGAGGACGCAGAAAACUGGAGCUCUUUGGCGUUCUCAGACAGAGAGUCCUUCAGAGAGCAGGUACAUGCAGUGAGCAGGUAAAUAAAGUGGACAGGUAUCUUCACUGAACAGGUAAAUGCAAAUCUAAAGGGAAGCAAAAAAAGAAAAAGAAAAAACGUCAGGCUACUGAGGUAUGCGUGCAUAGGCGCUCCUGGCUGAAGGCUGGGUUUCACCACGGCUUCGCCUGGAGCGCAAAGAGGGGGGAAACUGCGCAGCCAAUGAGAGGGCAGUAUCCAGCCCAUUCUCUCUAUAACUCUGUGUCACAAGGGCUGAGCCAUGCCACAACCAAGUUUCUACUGCCGAAAGAGUGUCAGUGGACUACAGGAGCUCAAACGCUGUGCGUAAAAACGCGCGCGCAUACCAAUUCUUUUGCGCGAUUUUUGCUUAACGCACAAAAGAAAAACUGAAUAAUCCCUCAGCGGAUUUCUUUCCUCUGGAGGGCUGCUUCAUCAUGAGCGCCGGACAGACAUACGAAAAGAAGAUUGCUUGUAUUCUGACCGAUCUACCAGGAUCUAUGAGUUGCCACCCGAACUCCAAGGACUCUCCAACUCUGCCCGAGUCCUCGGUGACGGACAUGGGCUACUACAGCGGACAGACGGCUCACGGGCAGCACGAGUAUUAUCAGAGUCAGGCGUACGGACAGCCCAUGAACUCUUACCAUCACCAGUUUAAUCUGAACGGAAUGGGAGCCACUGGAGCGUACGCCACCAAAUCUGAGUACCCGUACUCGAACAGCUACAGACAGUUCGGACAUUACAACAGAGAUCACCUGCAGGCCUCACCUCCCAGCUCAGGUAAAUAAUGCACAAUGAUAUGAACUUGUUUUUUUUAUGAAGUGUGCGUAAUGUGUGCGUAAAGUACAAAACAUAGAGUCACAUAACAGAGCCACGGUGAGAACUGCACAUCAGAUCUUUUUUUUCUGUCACCAAACCUUUAAGGGAGUAAUCUUUCUUAGUUGUUUAAUUUCCAGAAGGUAAAUAUGUGGGUUAGAAAUUAGGGAGACAACAAAUAUUUACCCUGCCACGCCGUUUGAAGUUGCAUGAAACGCAUCGUGCACGUUGCAAGUCUCCGUAAGUUUUGACCUUUAGAGGCAAGUAAAAGACAUCGGCGUCAGUUCCUUUUUUUUUCUAGUUUAAUAAACACCUUCAACAUUUUCUUGGUAACUGAUAUGAUGUUCGUGUCAUGCUGUAACAAUCUUCCUGGGAAGGAGCCAGAGAUUAUCAGAUGGCCAUAAAACACUUAGCUACGGUUUAAUUCAAACUAAUAAUAUUCGCUCCAUCAGUUUUAACACGUUGCCUCUGGCCUGAUACUCUGGAACUGACAAAGUAAAAUAAUAGUAAUCACAUUUAAUUGAUUUGAUUUUAAAUGAUUUGAGUUUUGGAGUUUCGUGUCUGUACUUUACAUUAAUCACCUUUUAUAAAAAUAAAAAAAGGCAGUUUUCCCACAUAAAUAUAAAAUAACAUUCGUGACAGUGAGCUCCAAGUAUUUUUAAACUGAGACAUUAAUGUCGUUUUACUGUGUCAUUUUAUUUCCUUUACGCUCCGUGAUUCAGCCUCUCGGGAUCUCUUAAAAUGUUCACUUGACUAAAUGUAUUUUUCUGUGGUUUAUAGUGAAAGAAGAGCCGGAGCCUGAAGUUCGCAUGGUGAAUGGAAAACCGAAAAAGAUCCGCAAGCCGAGGACGAUCUACUCCAGCUAUCAGCUCGCUGCUCUGCAGAGGCGCUUCCAGAAGGCGCAGUACCUCGCUCUGCCCGAGAGAGCAGAGCUGGCGGCGCAGCUCGGCCUCACCCAGACCCAGGUGAGCAGCACGAGCCGGUCCAGCACAUUAUUUAAUAAUUAAAAGCGAUAUUCUUAGAGUCAUGUGAGUCAGUUUCUACUCCCAAAUGUAAUUAGUAGUAAUUUACUCCCUAAUUAUCCAGACUUGCGUAAUUACGCACAAUACAAACCGGAUUUCAGUGACUCUCGGUUUCGGUUUACAAUAUUCAUCCCACAUUUAAACAAAUUAUUAAUUUUCUCAAGCUAAAUAUUGUAUUUUCACGAGGAAAGGUGCAUCUCACAGCUGAUAUAGAACAUUGCCUUUGAAUUUCUGGUUACAUUUCAUUUAAUGCUCACACCUUUUUCCUCCCAGGUGAAAAUCUGGUUCCAGAACCGGAGGUCCAAGUUCAAGAAGCUGUACAAAAACGGCGAGGUACCCCUGGAGCACAGUCCCAACGCAAGCGACUCCAUGGCCUGCAACUCCCCUCCCUCCCCCGCCGUGUGGGAGAACAGCAACCCACAAAACACCCCGAUCAGCAGACCUCAGGUCCCACAGCCGACGCACAGCUCGUCGCCGCCUUACCUGGAGGAUUAUAACAACCACUGGUACCAGCAAGGAUCACAUCUACAGCACCCGGGCACCGUGCACCACCCGGUGCCGCAGCAGAGUGUAGGAGCUGUUUACUGACACUGACCCCAGAGCUGAGAACCCCUCCGAGUUUGAAAACGAGGUCUCUUCACAAAGACUCUGCAGAGCGAAGGUUAAGCGGACCUGGAGCAGGCCUGAAGUGAAACAUUGCGCCUGUUUUUCUGGAUGAUCAACAAUGUUUCAGAACUGGGUUUUAAAGCACAUAAGGGAUUUCCGAUCACUUGUGGCAGCACAUUUAACGGACAUCUGGCGUGGUUUUUAAAUUAUUUAUCGCUUCUGUUGUAUUUCCUUAAAACCCUUUGUAAAUGAAUAUGCAAAGUUUUGUUUUUAAACAAGUAGCCUAACCACAAAGCGAAUAUUGACAAAACUGUGCAGUUGAUCCAUGCUACAUUCAAACCACGCAGAAAGAGCGCGUCAGAAACACUCAGGUCAUAUUUAUAUAGAUUUGUACAGACCGCCGAAGGCUGUAAAUAUGUGUUUAUAUGCAGAACCACUAUGAUCCUCUUUGUUUGAAACGGAACGACUGCACUGUGGUGCUUCCAGGACAAUGUUCAUCUCUAUGUAAUUAGUCCAUUGUUGCCUUCUUGUCAAUUUGAAUAAAGGUCUUACUUGCAUAUUGUGUGUCUAGAUCCUUUAUAUAAAAAAAAAAGUAUCGACAAACUUAAGAUUUUUCCUUCUGUAAUGAAGAAAACAUUACGCAGAUUUAAUAAAAGCGGAAACAUUAUAGUUUUGGUAGGUUUUACUUGAAUAAAACAAUUUAGCUAGUCUAUUUAGUAAGUGUACGCACAGUUUCAACUUUUAUGAGCCUAAAUUCUGUAAGGAAGCUUGUAAAAAAAAAUAAAGCUAAAUUAAGUCAGAGACUUUUUGUUUAGAUUCAAGGUGAGUUUCAUUUAAACAACAAAACUCCUAACAACCUUCAGAGAUUUCAUUAGAUUUUACAAAGUCUAGGUCCAAACAACCACUCAGUUUUGUCCAUGUAACUAUCAGCAGAUUUAUAGUUUAUUAGGAAACUUUCCCUAUAUAGGUUUUAUUCAUGUUUAAAACAUCAAAGGGAGAAACUGUGUUUUUCCUUAGGGCCAAAAAAUGUUAAAUAACAGUGCUUGUUAAUCUAUAGGCUGUAUAACCUAUUGCCUUAAAAAUGUAACCUCAUUAUCCCCUGAUUUUAAAUAUCUUUUUUUUCACUGAAUUCAUUCCCCCUUUAGUGCGAAAAGACAACAUUAUGAUAAUGAACUGUCUCUUUUGUGCCGCGAGCUGCGUGCAAAGC